AUGAAAAGAAAGCAAGGAAUCCUCAGUGCCCUUCCAGACCAGGAAGACAUCGUCUAUCUGAACUGUAUCCUGCAAAGUGUAAAUUUUAUCACUUCUUCUGGAGACAAGAUUUACUUUAAACCCAGCAAACAGGUACCGACACGUUUUGAUCUCCUGAAAUACAUCUACACAUCUAGAAUGAAAGUGUCAAAGGUGAAGGUUGGAAGUUACGAUGAAACAUCUACUGCAGGAUUUCCAUUCAACAGCCUUGAAAAGUCUGAUGUGUGGGGCCCAUAUUUCCAACAGGCGCCUCCAUCACUCUGCAAUGAAGCUUGUGAACCUGGGUACAGGAUGGCAAAGAGAGAAGGGGAACCUCCAUGUUGUUACGACUGUGUACAGUGCACCAAGGGAGAAAUGUCCAAUACAACAGACUCCCGGAGCUGCUGGAAAUGUUCCAGGUUUGAAAAUUCAAAUAUUAACAGGACCGGCUGUGUCCCCAAAGAUGUCGAUUUCCUUUCCUAUGGAGAAACUUUAGGAGGAACUUUGACAAGUGUCUCUUUACUAUUUUCAAUUGUUACAAGUGUCAUCCUUGGAAUAUUUUGGACGUAUCGAGAGACUCCAAUAGUAAAAGCCAACAAUCGGAAGCUCAGCUACGUUCUCCUCAUCUCCAUCACCCUCUGCUUCAUGUGCACGCUGCUGUUUAUUGGUCGGCCAUCACCAAUACGAUGUCUUCUCAGACAAGCUGCAUUUGGAGUUGUCUUCACCGUCUCUGUUUCUUCUGUAUUGGCUAAAACUCUGACAGUCAUCAUGGCCUUCAAGGCGACCCGGCCAGGGAGCAGGAUGAAGAGACUCUUAGGAAUGAGGUUACCUGACACAUUAGUUGUCCUGUGCUCUAUGGGGGAAGUGCUGCUGUCAGUCAUCUGGAUCAUGUUCUAUCCGCCAUAUCUAGAUGCUGACACAGAGACGGACACUAUUCUCUUGUUGUGUAAUGAAGGGUCAUCCACUUUCUUCUUUUUGGAAAUUGGCUACAUCGGGAUGUUGGCCCUGAUUUCUCUGGGGGCCGCAUUUCUGGCCAAGGAUUUCCCGGACCGUUUUAAUGAAGCCAAGAACAUCUCCUUCAGUAUUCUCGUAUUCAGCAGCGUGUGGGUGACAUUUGUCCCCACGUAUCUCAGUGUAAAGGGGAAGAACAUGGUGGCGGUGGAGGUUUUUGCCAUCUUGACCUCCAGUGCAGGACUAUUGAGUUUUAUUUUUCUACCAAAGUGUUAUGUCAUCUUUAUUAGCCCAAAACAGUUCAUAAGAAGAUCUAGAGAGCAUCUCCAUUGACCUGCCUACAGAUUUGGCAAAUAAAUUCUCCAAAACUCCAUAAUAAUUUGCUAUGGUAAUAACUUCCUGCUCCCAGUUAUAGUAAAAGCUUUGAAUCCCAAAUG
This is a messenger RNA of Hyla sarda, 1406 nucleotides long. RefSeq names its product vomeronasal type-2 receptor 26-like. The coding region runs from base 1 to 1302 and encodes 433 amino acids. The transcript has 4 exons. Gene Ontology annotation, biological process: G protein-coupled receptor signaling pathway. Gene Ontology annotation, molecular function: G protein-coupled receptor activity. Gene Ontology annotation, cellular component: membrane. The record is from RefSeq and is a predicted model, not a curated record. Lineage: Eukaryota; Metazoa; Chordata; Amphibia; Anura; Hylidae.